AUGUGUAUCAGUUCCAGGAGGCCGGCCUGUUCUCGGGGGGCAAAAUACAUCCACAAGGUGCCAGCCUCUGCCGCUGAUGGUCUCAAGUCCCCUUUGAUGGGCAUGCUAGAGAAGCCUCGAUUCAUCAACUUUGCUCAGUUCAUCAUGGGCUGGGAGGAUGACAAGCCUGCCACACACCAAGACAUUGACCCCAGGCGCCACACCAUGGCGCAGGUGUACCAGAAGUUUGGUCUCCAAGAGUCAACCAUCGACUUCAUUGGCCAUGCUGUGGCCCUGUGGCCAAAUGACAAUUACCUGAACGGACCCUGUGGUCCAACUAUUCAGAAGUGCAGGCUAUACCUGCAAUCAGUCCUGCAGUAUGGAGGUUCGCCCUUCAUCUACCCGAUCUACGGCUUGGGUGGUUUGCCCGAGGGCUUCUCUCGACUGGCAGCCAUUCACAGGGGAACUUACAUGUUGAACAAGUCUGUUGAUGGAUUUGUCUAUGACGAACAGGGCCGCGUGUGUGGUGUCCGGUCAGGGGAUGAGGUCGCAAAGUGCAAAAUGGUGAUUUGCGAUCCUUCCUAUGCCGAGCCGACCAGGACCGAGGUUAGGGGCCAGGUGAUCCGUGCCAUUUGCAUUCUUGGUGCUCCCAUCCCGGAGACGAAGAACCAGGAGGGCAAGCCUGCCCUGUCAUGCCAAAUCAUCUUGCCUCAAAAGCAGUUAAAGCGAAAGAACGAUGUUUAUGUCAUGAUGGUUUCGUGGGCGCACUCCAUUGCUGCAAAGGACAAAUAUGUCGCCAUCGUCAGCACUGUUGUAGAGACUCCAAAUCCAGAGAAAGAGAUUGAGCCUGCUCUGAAGCUGUUGGGCCCCAUCCAGUACAAGUUUGUGCAGAUCAGUGAAAUUCGGGAUCCAGUCACUGACGGCGCCGCUGACGGUGUUUUCGUGACAGCCAGCUAUGAUCCAUCCUCCCACUUUGAAGAUGCCUCCACCGAAGUGCUUGCUUUGUGGAAAAAGAUCACUGGAGAGAGCUUGGAUUUGACCGUGUUGCCUGAGGAUGAGGACCCUUAG
Messenger RNA from Durusdinium trenchii, 1047 nucleotides. The record is from the annotation of a GenBank genome assembly. Lineage: Eukaryota; Dinophyceae; Suessiales; Symbiodiniaceae.